Messenger RNA from Strigops habroptila (Kakapo), 1509 nucleotides. RefSeq names its product cyclin dependent kinase 2 interacting protein (gene CINP). NCBI's taxonomy places the organism in Eukaryota, Metazoa, Chordata, Aves, Psittaciformes, Psittacidae. The transcript has 5 exons. The coding region runs from base 133 to 768 and encodes 211 amino acids. The record is from RefSeq and is a predicted model, not a curated record.
GGAUGGAGCGAGCGCCGCGUCACCCAGGCCCCACGGCAGCGGCGGCGGCCCCGGCUGCCUGCGCCGCUCGGCGGGGCCGGGCCUGGGCGGGGCCGGACGUGAGCGCACUUCCGCGGGCUGCGGCGCGCCACCAUGGCGGCAAAAAGUCCUGGUGAUGGUACUCCAAGAAGACCUGUUUUACCUGUUAGUGCAAGAAAAAUUAAAGAUAAUGCAGCAGACUGGCAUAAUUUAAUGAUGAAAUGGGAGAGACUGAAUGAUAAUGGAUUUACAACAGCAAACAAAAUAGUCAACAUGAAGAUUAGUGAACAAUUUCAAGACAACAAACUGGAGAUAGCAUGUGGUAACAGUGCCACAGAAUCUGAAAAGCUACCUCCAAAGUACAGUGAAGAACUGGACAAUUGCUGUGAAGAAUUACUUGAGACCUUAAAGCAUAUGACAAAAAUACAACUGAAAAUGGAAAAGCUUACUUCAACUACUAAAGCAAUCUGUGACUUGGAAGCAUUCCACCAUAGAGCUGGGAAUUGCACAGCACCCUUCUUUCAUACAUGGCCCACACCAUACUUCUAUGAGGUUUCUCUGAAGCUCUCUGAAAUGUACAAGAAGGAACUACAACUCAAGCAAACAAUUGUACAAGAAAUUGCUCAUUCUGCUGACCAGGAUCUGAUGAUGGUCUAUUUAUCAUCAUGGUUAUACCAGCCUUACAUUGAGAAUAGCAGCAAACUACUACUUGAAGCCAUGCUGCUAGAAACAGGACAUAGACAGUGCUAGAAUUCCGGAUAUUAUGUGGCUUCUUCUAAUUGUGCUUACAUGAAACUGACAUGGCAAACUGCAAAGCUUACCAAGUAAGUUGAAUUUUUGUAAAACUUAUUAAAAAUAUUUAUUUCUAUUUGUAUUUAUUAUUUUGUCUCAGUUGAUACUCCUUCCUCGGCAUGGGACAAUCUGGUUUUGGUCACUAUCCAUUUUAAGUGCAAUAGAGAGGCUACAGGUAGGAGGUUAAGUCCUCUAUAAUCAGAAAGAGGUAACCACUAUGUGCUGGUCUGGGGGGAAUUCAAUGCACAUAGACACCUACAGCAAAGAAUGUUAACUAAUUUCCAAGUCUUGAUAGUCUAACAUACCUACGUUGUCCCUUUCAUCAUAGGAAUUCAGCACUUCUUUUUGUGGGUUUUAUUUGCAUGACUUAACAGGGUGUGUGCUUUUGUACUUGCCUUAUAAAUGGGGAAAAGAAAAGCACAAAAGGCAGAUCCAAAAGCAUCCGCAUAGUGGAUGUGACUGGUAUGUGGUUUAGAAACGCUGUCGAAGACACUAGUGUAAGUUCUGGUUUGGUUUUGAUUAUAGCAUGGUUGGGUACGUCACCCCUGAAGAGUGAUCCAAGCCUGAACGAGCACACUGGGAAGUUUUAGUACAACUCACUAUUCCACAGUCAUUAUAUGAAAAGAUCUUGUCUCUUUUAAUUCAUUGUAGAGAUGUUAUGUGAAAUCAUCUGUUGAAAAAAACCAAAAUCUGCUUCAG